UAAAUCAGCAGCAGGUCAAAAGGCAACUUAUCAAAUUUAGUAGAAUUUCAUUUCCAUACUGACUAAGCAGAGUAAAGAAACUCAGUGGAGCACAAUCUACCCAGGUUAAAUAAUACAAACAGAACUGGUUUUAUUGUUUGAACAUUUUCACCUCAACCACAAACAUCUGCAACUUAAAUCUACUUACUAUACUUACUUGUCUACUUUACUUGCACCUAACCCUCUGUUCAGUUCUUUGUUCAUUGCUGUAUUCUUGUUUAUUCUCAAUUGAAAUAUACUGUUCAAACAUGAAAUAAAUAUUGUGAAUAAGUUGUGAACCCAGUCUGUACACUACGCAGGCUAUGUGGAUAAAUAGCUCUCCAGGAAAUAAGGCCAGCAUAUACAAUCUAGCUGUGGAAAGCCAGAUCAGAUUUUCACUACAGACAUGAAAUGAAUCCCAAAGCAGUUUUUGCUUUUGUAAAGCAAACAGGAUUCUGUCCCCAGUAGAAGAAAAGUGACUGAUUCAUGUAUAAAACUUGGGGAACUGAAAAAGCUCCACAAUAGCAUUUUAAGAGCUUUGCUCUACAAAGGAUUUACAACGUUAUAAGACACCCAGUACUAUUCCUUUCCACAGCUACAUUUCCAUUCUUCUUUGGUAAAUUCUUAAAUACAUCAUAAGGCAGAUUCACAGUUUAACAUAACUCCCUUGACUUCAGUAAUUUCAAUAAUCUGGCAACAGAUUAAAAAUCUCUCUGCCAGGCAAACAGUCAUAGAUUUUGUAGGAUGUUUCACUCUCCAGAGAAUGUACCUGGGUUUCUUGGAAUGCCCUCGAUUUUCUGGUGCAUUCAUCAACCUUAAGAGCAUUUGAAAAGACUCCAGUGUGGCAGACUGCUCCCUUACUGAGUGUGAGGCUGGUGGAAUGAGGCAUUUUAAGUCCAGAAAGGCAGGUGUUUCCAGGCCAGUGUCUGGUUUUCCUCAAACUGAACAUUUGUGCUUUGAAUUUGUUCCCUGGGUGUAUUAUUGGACCUUAAAAAGAAGCGUUGUGUUGUUGCUGAGUCAGAAACAGUGCUCAAGAUGCUGGAAAAUGUCUGGUGUUUGUUCACACAUUUUCAGUCCUAAAAAAGGACUCAAGUGUUUCACACUCAAAACAAAAUGACCCCGGGAGCGUUUGUGUGCAUGCACAUGAAGUUGUGGGGUUUUUGUGGAGAAAGAAAGGUAAUGGCCAGUUAACAGGCGUUAAUGGAGAACUAGGAGAACACGCUGUGCUGCACUGCAGUCCAAGCAGCUGGAAGGUUACCAUACACUGACACACAUAUAAAAGAAGGUGUUGAUAAACUCUAGAUCAUCUUUAAAGUAAAUCAAAACCCAAGGGUAAUUUUGUCGAAGUACUGUAGAGGUACAUGACUAUUUUUUUCCCUAUAAAUAAGGAAACAAAAGGAAAGCUAUGCUAAUUGCUGGACAAACAAUCUUUUAUGUUGUAAAUAAUUUAUACCAGGCUGUAGAUGAGCAGAAUUUGCCCGAGGCAAAAAUGGAAAACAAGCUUUACAGAAUUCUAAAUCAGAAUAAUAGAUGUAUUGGUAUAGUUUCCUAGCUUGAACAACUUCACAGAACUGUGGCAGCUAUAAAACAAUUGCCACUCUUUAUAUUAUUAACAAUUGCUAAGUCAUCUCCAUUUUAAUCAGUCACUUCCUAAUAUCAAUGGAUGCACUCGCGUUUAGUCUCAGAAAGUCGGUAAUUUUUGAAAAACAAGAAUCAACAUAAAGUCAGAAUAUUCUUAACUCUGUGGUAUUUCUAACAUUUUGGAGACUUUUUCUAACAGAAAAACUUAUAAGCAUAAACACAGCAGUUUUGAUCAGUUGCUCAUCAGCUACUCUGAUUUUUAGGUCUGUUCAAGACAGUUUAUAUUUAAAUGCAAAUAUUUUGCAUAUAAAAUAGUUUGUAUACAAACACACUUUGAAGCUUCCAAGUGAAUUACUUGUAUGAAAAACAGAAUAUUUUCAAGAAGACGAUCAAUACUGGUAACUUUUAUAGUUUCCAAGAAAUUCCCCACCACAGAUCCACAGAAUUUCAUGAUUUUGUGAAAGUUCAAGAUUACUUUUCCCACUGUGUCUGUGGAGUUCAACAUUCUUUACUUCCUUUGGAAAUUUAAAACUUGGAGGUUUCUCAAAGGAACAGAUCACCACUCAUCUCCUCCUAUAUUUUUAUAAGUUGCUGUUUGCCCUGCAGAGUUAGAUACAGAUCACUGUGUUUUGGAUGUUUAUUACUGGAGUUAGAUGUGACUCCUCUGCAUGUAACCUCAAAUGAACAGCAGUAUGAAUACAGGUUUGGAGAGCAGCAGUCCAAACAGAUAACAUUCGUACAGUAGCAACAGUAGCUUUAUUUUUCCUUGUGACCUUUAUAAUAAUUUCUACUGCUCCGAAUGCUCUGCCAUAAACAGUGUACUGGAGGGCAGAGAACACAAAAGUAGUUAGGACUAAGUUCACAACUAUAGUGAGGAUUAUGGGCAGUUCCAAGAAACAUUGUAAUUUUUUCCCCCUCAGAUAAUAAUUUGAUUGUUUGUACCUUUCAAAUUUUUACUUUCCUGUUUUAAAUUCUUGCCAUUAUUCACGACCUCCCUUUCAGAUACUGCAGUGUGUAUGAAACCCAUUAUACUUUCUGACAAAGCAUACAAACCUCCUGAAAAACCAUAGCUAAAUUAAAUAUUGUAAAUACAUGACAUUAAACACUCACCUACAUAUCCACAGAAAGCUCACAGGCCACAGAAGAUGUCAGGCAGGCAGAGAGCAAGAGGGUAACAAUAAAAUCGUAUUUUACCAGUAAAGCAGAAAGAUUCUGCUUUAUAGUAUUACUGCUAUAUAUAAUUCAUAUUAUAUCAGACUGUAGGACAUGGUAGGUUUCCAAAUGUCCAUUUCCCUCUGCAUUUUAGGGACUAGUGCAAUCUCUGGAACAAGGAUGGUCAGUUUGUCACUAAACACUUCAAGCUGAAUUAUACAUAUUAUCAGGUUUAUUGCUGUAAAGUUUUGCAAGCCCAAAAGAAGACAAGCACUUUGACUAAACCUAGUGCUGUCCAACAGAGGGCAAUGGUACAUAAUCCAUACAAUCCAUACUAUUGCUCUCCCUGACAAAGCCUCUGUUUCAACAGAGAAGCUGUGGCACAGUCAGAGAUCUGUGGGGACACCGGACACCAAGCAGUGCCAUUAUCAGCACAUCCACUGGAACUCAAAUGCCAUAAAACUUUAAAGUUUGAGCUAAAUCAGAUGAUACAGGAGGCAUUCAUACAGCACUGUUUAAUGAGUCCCACACAGAUAGUAGUUGAUUAUUCCUGACUUCAGCAGCACGGGGUGGUCAGAUCUCAUUAUCUUUUUUUACCAAUGGAGGAGAACAGGGAAUGGAAAGAAACACGUGCACUGCCCAGGGCUGUUGGGACAAUGGCAAUGCUGCACUUGGAUGGGGACAUUCCUGGCUCUUACCUUCACCUAUAAUCCACUGGCUAUUUAUAGCAGUCAUGCAUACUUCACAACCAGCACAAUUACAUUCUUACAGCUCAGAAAAGGAAGGGGAAGGAAGCUCCAGGUCCUUUGAAGAAACAAUCUAGUAAUUCAAGAGAUAGAUCAAGUUAUGGCCCAGACUGCCAGACAAAUUCACCAAAUCCCAUGAGAGAGAAUGUAAGGCUUUGGAGUUGUUUACUCAUAGUAACCACAGCUGAGUGAACAGAGAUUAACCUCAAAGGGCAGUAGAAGGAUUAGUUUAAAAUAUCAGAAUUAAAGGGGAGUCCACAUUUGCUUACCAUAACAGAAGCCCCUGUCUUCUCCCAUGUCACACGCUGGUCUCACCUGAAGUCCGUAACAAAGCAAACAAAACCCACCCAAAGGAACCAAAUCUUAAGUUCCCCCGUUAAAUCAUGAGCCUCCCCAUGAGCCAUUGCCAAAUCAUCACAGGCAAUGUCUUCAGUCUGAUGUCUGUUCCUAAGGAGCACACAUUGUUUCUGUAUCUGUCCGAACAGUAAUGUAAAACAUACACUCAGCUGCUACCAAGGGGAUCAACCCUGCCACUAAAGGGAAAAGAACAGCACAACCAUACUCAAAGGCACCACAUUAAGGCAUGUUCAUAUCAGGAGUCACUUCCAUUAACCUGUGGAAAAGGUGACACACAUGAAAAAUUAUGAAAGACGGUGCAAGAGUUUAUCUCGUGCCUCCUUGAAAACUGCUUUAAUAAGAAACUGUGAGUAAUUUAAAAAUAACUGAGCAAAACCUGACUAAUUUGCCACUUCUUUCUCAACAAAGUGGAGUUAACAAUUAACUUCUCCUUCUUAACUCAUGGCAUAACAAUAAAUGUAGAUAAAAUCAGUUUGCUGACACAGUGUUUAGAUGAACAAAAAGCUUAAAGAAAAAAAAUCUGUGCUAAUGUAUUAGCAAUACUAAUUUCUGGAAACAGAAAACUCUCGGAAAAGAGAGGCAGCAAGUACAUAACAGAAAGCAGCACAAGCACUGCCAAAGACUCUUCCUCGAACGCACAGUGGCAAGGAACAGCCCUAACACAGUGAACAAAAGUAGAGUCAGUCCGUGUGAUUACGUGUGCACCAGCUCCAGCCACUUCCAUGCAAGCCCCGAGGCACAGUCUCCGGGGGAAAGAGGAGGAAGCUGGCAUCAUUAAAAUGCGCUAUGCGCACAGCCAAAGUCACGCAGACUGCGCUGUUCCCAGCCUCCCUGCCACGCAGGCCCAAGUGAUCAUCUACUUGAAUGACAGCACUAAGUAGCUGUUUAAGUGAAGUUGUAAGAGUAAAUACAAUUCGGGGGGAAAAGCAAAAACAUUGGAUCUGUCAUCCCUAUUCACCAUCCAUGUCUCUUCUUUCCUAUUGGUCUAGAGCAUGGCUAUUUGUUCUAAAUCAAAUGUCAUACCAUAAAGAUAAAUAUUUCCCUAGGAAAAAUCCUACAGCCUUUUUAUUAAAGUGUGUACAUAAUAUAUGAUACAUAUCUUUUUUCCUAGUGCAAUAACACUGAAGAAUAACUUCUGUCAGAGUUUGGAUGAAAGGGAGUCCACAUUUCUGCAAAGUUUUACUCUUCAAAAAGCCAUAAGUCCCACACCAAUGACUUUUAUUCUUGCAGUGUGUUUUUUGAGGGGGAUGGAACUAUAAAGACAACUCCAGACCUUUGCCAACAAUAGUUUCUUGUACUUUUAGUUCUGUUCACUGUUCUAAGCAAAAGAGGAAUUUAGAAAAGCCAUUAAGCUGCAAAUGCUGGCAGCUUCUGUUUGAUUUGACAGAUAAGCUUUAUCUGAAUUAAGGCGUAUAAACGUGUUGGUACAGCAAGUGUUACUCCACUGGGCACAAAGCCCACAUUUAGGGCAGCUCGAGUAAUGGAGAAAUUCCUCAGGAGAGUAAGACACACAUGUACAAUCCCACAGUGCAUUCCCUUACAGUGCCAGGAGUUUUAAUUCCACAUCUGUAGGAUAUCAACAGUAAGAAUGGAAAAUAUCUAUGGCACGGCUGGACUCCUGUAAAGUGGAAAAUAUGAGAUGGUAGGAGUUUUGUUUUCUGCUAAUCAUCUAGCAAGACAUUAAUCAUGGAAUGCCUCCAAACACAGUGAAUCUGUGAAGAAAGAAACAGGAGCGACAACAUUAAGAGAAAAUACAGCACAUUUCAGGAGUGAAAUAUUCCUUCUCCCAUUUUAAAAUAAUUCUUCUUGGAAAGAUGGAAGUAUGGCUGAAAAUUUGGCCUUUGAUUCUUCAUAUUUAAGAGGAAGAUAUGAGUGGCUGGAGUGUUUGAUUCUAUAUAUAACUGGUUGAUGUCAGCUGGAUGCCAACCCCUUUGGAGAGGAUCUGCCCCCCAGUUUGUCUCAGUACUAGGUACCAUGCAGAUCCCAGCACAAGGGUACAAACAUCCAGGACCAGGCAGGUCAUCCCCAUGCAUAACUAACUUCUGAAGCCUCAGCUAAAGGGUUGACAUCGCUUUUUAUCUGCACAACAAAACAGUAGGCAAGGAAAAAUCGUAUCAGAAAAUCAGAAAAUGUUAUCAGAUUCUGCCCUGGCCAAAGAGAGGAAAGAGCAAGCAUCAGCCAUUAUGGAUGAAAUACACAGAAAUGUCUCCCCCAGCCUGAACCUUGGGAAGAAGGUCAGCACGCCCAGAGAUAUCAUGGUGGAGGAACUGUCGACGCUCAGCAACAGAGGGGCCAGGCUUUUCAAGCGACGACAGCGGAGAUCUGACAAGUACACAUAUGAAAAUUAUCAUUACGUGGCAAACAAGCCAAGAAAUCGUGGAGAGCCCAUCCAGGGCAUCAGAAUGGACGGCCUCAGCGUGGAAGGGAUCCCACAGCAUGCCCCAAUGACACCUCCCAACACACCUGACCCCCGGAGCCCUCCACACCCCGACAACAUCGCCCCAGGAUAUUCUGGACCACUGAAAGAAAUUCCUCCUGAAAAGUUCAACACUACUGCUGUGCCAAAAUAUUACCAGUCUCCCUGGAUAGAAGCCAUUAGGGAUGAUCCAGAACUGCUGGAAGCUUUAUAUCCUAAACUUUUUACACCUGAAGCAAAGCCGGAACUGCCUGACUACAGGAGCUUUAACAGAGUUGCCACACCCUUUGGUGGUUUUGAGAGAGCAUCAAAGCUGGUUAAAUUCAAGGUACCAGAUUAUAAUAUGCUGAUGCUAAACGAUCCCAGAUUCAUGAUCCUUGCAAACCCUCUUGCUGCCAGAAGAUCCUUCAACAGGACUCCCAAAGGAUGGACGUCCGAGAAUAUCCCUGUAGUGUUCAUUCAGCCUGCGGAAUCCAACGCCGUUCCAGAAACAGAGGACCUGUGAGAGAGGCUGCAUUCUGCAUGGUACAAAAUGCUGACAGCUGCACAUCCAUGUAUUUUUGGUCCAAAUAGUACUAAAGGCUACUGACAAAAUUUUUCCUUGGAAGCUGGAGUAUAACUAAUAAUGUGGAAUGCAGUGUCUCUUCUCUGGCACCCAGUUUCAUCUGUAAACAUGAGCUAAAUAAAGUAACUUGGUAAAUAUGACAGUGAUAUUUUCUAUUUGUGUUUACAUGUUCUUCUUUUACAUUCUGAAAUCUUUGCAUGUCAUUUAAGAACAAGUGUACCAAGAAAAAAGAAGUGACACCACUCUCAAGGGACUUGAUAGGUAAUCCAGGGAAAACAACCAAGCAAACCCUGCACUCAAUGCACCCCAUGUCCCAUCUGCUCGAGAUAAGCUCUGACAAAUCAACCUUCUUCCCAAACCCUGCCUUGGCCCAAGGUAAGAAUUGUGUCAUUCCUUCAGGGGCAGCAAGGUCAGGCCUUUUUUCCUCCUUUCUGACUCUUCCUCAGCUGCUGUGAUGCACAUCAGUGCCUGCGUCACCUGGAUUUGUUGACAGAAAACUCGGUAAAUUUGGCCAUGACAAGGAUUACGUACUGGGAUGAAAAAGUACAGAGGUAUUUCCUGGAUGUUUAGAAUGUUUGUAUUAUUCACAACUAAAAAGUCCAGCAAUUACUGGUUAUGUCAAGCGUACAAAAAUAGUAUCACCAAGCUCUGUUACCACAAAUACCUUUCUUGCUAGAAAGACAUUUCAUAGACCUUUCCCCCUACAUCUAUACUGGGACUUAAAGCAUGAGAGAGUCCUUGCUCUUGAUAUACUGACAAGGUCUGAUAUUUUAUAAAUACCAGUAUAUGU
Molecule: messenger RNA, 7625 nt
Organism: Prinia subflava (tawny-flanked prinia)
Lineage: Eukaryota; Metazoa; Chordata; Aves; Passeriformes; Cisticolidae
Gene: MYOZ2
Product: myozenin 2
Exons: 7
Coding region: 5984-6775 (263 amino acids)
Cellular component (GO): actin cytoskeleton; Z disc
Molecular function (GO): telethonin binding; actin binding; FATZ binding
Source: RefSeq, a predicted model, not a curated record